UGUAGGGCGGAGGCGCUAAAUACUUGUGCUCGUCGAUCUUUCCGUACUAUGUACAUCCUACAGGUAUAUGUACAGCCUACAGGUCUAUGUACAGCCCAGCAAUAGGUUCAAGGAUGAUGGGCAUCAAGAUCAUCCUUCGAAAUGGAGUAUGUACGCAACUACGGAUUACCCACAACGCUGGCAGCCAAAUGAUCAAUGGAUGGCUCCUGAAGGACCAGAACUCCUGAUGAUUGUCGAACAACAAUAUUAUAUGUAGUGCACGUGGACAAAAAACUGAUGACACAUUGUUCUUGUGUUGAGAGUCAUAAUGAUAUUUCUAAAAAUAAAAAUUAAAACGAAGAAGAUGUCCUACAUAUAUAUCUCGGAAGAAUCUGUCAGUGCACUUACUAAUUACAACCCGUGAAUCAAUUCUUUCAGUGAAGAUGUCAGUCUCAGAAGAGCCAGAAACCCUCUCCAAUAUUCUCAAAAAGGGUGAAGUACCUGCCGAUCAACCUAUUCAGAACGACGAUGGAUCACUGAACCUUGCGAACCAACAAGCGUUGGUACAUUGUGGACGCUGCAGUUCUUAUUUUAUGGCAUGUGCAUGUGAGAUGGAUGGGCAUGGGAUCGACAGUGUGAUUACGGGCGCUCCUGAUCCUAGAGUUGAUGCGAAGCCCAUUGAGCUUCUCAGGCGGUGGGCUUCUCUAAUGGUGCUUAUACCCACACUCUACCAGUUUGAUAGCAAGGCCUAUGUUGAGGAAGACGGGCCAGCACUGAGUAAGGCCUUGGAAGAGAGUGGUAGUAAGGUUGUAGAAAUGACUGAGGCAUAUAUCAAGAUGAACCAUCCCGUCACAGAUCAGAUAGCCAAGAUGUUUGAGAGUUGGAAGCUGCCGCUGUCUGAAGCACCCAAGCAAGCCGUACAUGACGAACUACGUGCGAGCACAAGAGCGUUUAUAAAAGGGGAUUUCGCAUGUGUUACAAAGAUUGGAAGGGUGAUGAUCAACAACGCGUUCCAGAUGUGCGACCAGUCUAAAUACUCAAUGAAUGAUCUAAAGCUACAGGUCAUGUUUGUUGUGCUCAACGUUCUUGACCAGGUGAUGUCUAUCGAAUUCACGGCACCAUACCAGUUCCUGAGCAUGGAGGCCUAUAGGAGUGAGAGUGUAAUUGCCAAACAAUUUUGGGAUAAAUACACCAGUGAGGAGACAUGAAAUCAAUUAAAUGGCACAUUUAAACAUUGCCAGUAACCAG
Sphaeroforma arctica JP610 is the source of this 1227-nucleotide messenger RNA. RefSeq lists its product as hypothetical. The coding region runs from base 423 to 1187 and encodes 254 amino acids. NCBI's taxonomy places the organism in Eukaryota, Ichthyosporea, Ichthyophonida. The transcript has 3 exons. The record is from RefSeq and is a predicted model, not a curated record.